AUGUCAUCUUAUGCUGUAUGUGGUUCUAGAGCGUCUUUGGUUUCAAAAAAGAACCAAAGAGCCAUAUAUUCUUACUUAUUCAAGGAGGGUGCUAUUGUAGUACACAAGAAUCCAAAUGAUCCAAGACAUUCUGAAUUGGAUAUUCCAAAUCUCCAGGUUAUGUUAACAAUGAGAUCCUUGCUUUCUAAGGAAGUUGUAACUGAGAAAUUUACGUGGCAACAUAACUAUUAUUUAUUAACAGAUGAAGGAGUUGAAUAUCUCCGUCGUUAUUUGGAUUUACCUGCAUCAGUUUUCCCAGCAACACAUACAAAGAAGACUAUGGAUCGUCCAAGUAGAUCAGAAGGUAACCAAGGUAGAGGUUAUGGCAGAAACAGACAACAACACUAA
Molecule: messenger RNA, 387 nt
Organism: Cryptosporidium ubiquitum
Lineage: Eukaryota; Apicomplexa; Conoidasida; Eucoccidiorida; Cryptosporidiidae
Product: 40s ribosomal protein S10
Exons: 1
Coding region: 1-387 (128 amino acids)
Cellular component (GO): cytosolic small ribosomal subunit
Molecular function (GO): structural constituent of ribosome; RNA binding
Source: RefSeq, a predicted model, not a curated record